Ectocarpus sp. CCAP 1310/34 is the source of this 2118-nucleotide messenger RNA. Lineage: Eukaryota; Phaeophyceae; Ectocarpales; Ectocarpaceae. The record is from the annotation of a GenBank genome assembly.
AUGAACAUCGUGCGUUGCAUGCUCGCUGAUUCUACGCUGCCGAGCCUUCUUUGGGGAAAACUGAUGCAGACGGCAGUCUACCUGAGCAACCGGACUCCUCAUGCAGCCUUGCACAACGGAACGCCGUACAAGGCGCUAUUUGGCACGGACGCGCACCUUGGACACCCUCGGGUGGUCGGGGCACGGGCGUUUGUGCAUGAAGAGACGCACACUAAGAAAUUGGACAGCCGUGCAUGGGAAGGACGGUUGGUGGGCUACAGCCUGGACAGCAAAUCCUACCGUAUCUAUAACGCUCAGACGAGACGGGUGCGGGAGAGUCGCAACGUUAUCUUCAUCGAAACGACCCCCUCGCCGCCUUCGUUGGACGAGCGUGGCCUGGACAGCAAAUCCUACCGUAUCUAUAACGCUCAGACGAGACGGGUGCGGGAGAGUCGCAACGUUAUCUUCAUCGAAACGACCCCCGCGCCGCCUUCGUUGGACGAGCGUGGGUUUGACGACGGGGAGUUCACUUACGCCGACCACGACGACAUGAUCCGAGAUGUGCGCAACUACACCACCAACCACUCGGUCGAUGCGCUUUCUCCCACUCAUGCCGUCGGGGAUCCGUCUGUUCUCGAGCUUCUCGAGGACAUCUCCACCGUCCACAACCGUGACCUUGGGACCAACUCCGCAGACCCUGCUCCUGCCGCAGAGGAUGCGCCUGCGGACGACAGCCUUGCCUCGCCUGGAGGAGUCAGCCCUCCUGAGCCGGGUGACGGUGCAUCAUCACCGGCCGCAUCGUUGUCUGCUCCUGCUCCGGCCGGUUCAACAUCCAGUCCUGCGACGCCGCCUCGAGCGUCGGUGACGCCCGCGGUGGCUCUUCGCGUGGUGCAUCUACGCGUGGUGGGCGUGGCUCGGGUUACCCGGGCAAUAUCGCGCGUGCCCAACAAGAAGACCCUCAGCGAACUUCGUCGACUCUCGUAUGCGUUUCCCGCGAUGGGGGAAUUUCCUGACGUUGCGCACAGGGACGCCACGUUGGGCUUCACGGAAUACGCAUACACCGUAGGGGGAGUACAACCAGACGUUCCUAGAACCAUUCAGGAAGCACGGGCUUCACCGGACGCAACGAAGUGGAACGCAGCCGCUGAACGCGAGAUGAAAAGCCUCAGCGACCGCAAGGUCUACAAGCUCGUCCCGCGCUCGGCCGUCCCUCCGGAAAGGAAGCGCAUCAAGUCCAAGUGGGUGUUCAAACGCAAGGCCGACGGGACUUUCAAGGGACGUGUCGUGGCCCAGGUUGAGUUCAACCUCAUCUUCGAUCAGAUGGAUGUUUCUACCGCUUUCCUCUACGCGGACAUCCAAGAAGAAAUGUUCGUGGAACAACCACCCGGUUUCGAGGUCAAGGACAAGGAUGGAGGCAACUGGUUCAACACCAUCGAUCCCGUGCUCGUCGAGAUUGGAUUCGUCGCACUCAAGUCAGACCCGUGCGUGUAUUUGUACGAUCACAACGGGGCCAAGAUCUACCUGACUCUCUACGUCGAUGACCUUCUCCUGGCCGGCAACGACUCUGACGCCAUUUCGAUGGUGAAAGGGAAGUUGCAAAAGCGCUUCAAAAUGACCGACCUGGGGGAAGCAUCUCUUGUCCUCGGGAUGGAAAUUAGGAGGGAUCGCGAGGCAAAUACCUUGACCAUUUCCCAGGAAGCGUACUGCAAAUCAAUCCUUGAACGGUUUGGGAUGUCGGGCUCCAAGCCGACCAGUACACCUGGGUACGGCUCCGAAAUCUCAAAUAAUAUCCAACCAGAAGACACACUUCUCGACGAGAAAGAGACCCGCAAGUACCAAGGGAUCAUGGGAUCACUCAUGUACAUUGCGCUAGUGUUGAGAUACGACAUCAUGUGCGCGACAGGUGGUUUCAAGCUCGCGACUUUCUCGGACUCCAACUGGGCGAACAACCCUGACAACGGGAAGUCCACCUCGAGCUACCUGACGAUGCUGGCGAACGCUCCCAUGAGCUUCAGGUCAGGGCUGCAAGGUCUGACAGCAAUGUCCACCAUGGAAGCAGAGCUGGUCGCGUCGGCGCUGGCGAUGAAGGAAGCAGUGUUUUGCUCCAACAUGAUGACGGAACUUGGAUUUGGGAAAUAA